This is a messenger RNA of Monopterus albus (swamp eel), 1587 nucleotides long. Its product is annotated as ras-related protein Rap-1b-like. The coding region runs from base 101 to 727 and encodes 208 amino acids. Gene Ontology annotation, molecular function: GTP binding; GTPase activity. The transcript has a single exon. NCBI's taxonomy places the organism in Eukaryota, Metazoa, Chordata, Actinopteri, Synbranchiformes, Synbranchidae. The record is from RefSeq and is a predicted model, not a curated record.
CCCAUGCAUCUGCUAUCUUCCUCUUGAACACUGACAGUGAAAGUUUUCAGACGAGCAUCCACAAAUACAUUUUAGAGUGAAAGAGCAACAGGCAUUCAACAUGUCUUUCAAAGUGAUGGAGAAGACAGAAGUGCGUCUGGUGUUUUUGGGAGCAGCAGGAGUGGGGAAGACAGCCCUGAUUCAACGAUUCCUCAAAGACACCUUUGAGCCUAAGCACCACCGCACAGUGGAGGAACUCCACAGAAAGGAAUAUGAAGUGGGGGGUGUCAAAGUCACCAUCAACAUCAUGGAUACCAGUGGGAGCUACUCCUUCCCUGCCAUGCGUAAGCUCUCCAUCCAGAACAGUGACGCCUUUGCCCUUGUCUAUGCCGUGGAUGACCCUGAAUCCCUGGAGGCGGUCAAGAGUCUGCGAGAGGAAAUCCUGGAGGUCAAAGAGGACAAGUACACACCAAUUGUUGUGAUAGGCAACAAGAUUGACCGUCACAAUGAGCGUCAGGUGUCCAGCGAGGAUGUGCUGUCCACAGUGGAGCUGGACUGGAACCACAGCUUCCUGGAGUCUUCAGCCAAAGACAACAUCAAUGUGAUGGAGGUUUUCAGGGAGCUGCUCCAGCAGGCCAAACUGCCCAGUCGGCUCAGUCCGGCGCUGUGCCGGAGACGAGAAACCUUCCCCAAGGAGAUCAAUAAACACCCUCGUAUCAACAAGACCAACAGCUGCCACAUCUCAUAAUGGUGUGGAGCUGCUCAGAAGGCAACCACAGGAGGAAAAAAACUGAGGAAGGAUGAGAGAAAAAUGCCCCAAAAAGACUGAAAGGGCUUUGUUGGUGGGGAGCUGACUGGACAGAGACAAACCAAGAGACAGUGUGAAGACUAAAGAAACUGAGCACUGGAGGCACAGAAAUGCUACAGCAGGGACAGAGAUGUAAUGAUGAAACCAUACCACCUUAAAGACAUGAAAGAAUGUGGCUGAACAACAGUUUGAACAGUAAAAAAAAAAAAAGAAACGGUCCACAGACGUUACUUACUAUGAAUGUCAAAAACAAUGCUGUGACAAAUGGUGACAGUACAGAAGCAGCGUCAACAGUUUUCACUUAAAUCUCUGUAUAUGUGAUGUUUCAGUUUGGCGUUUUGUCUUACUAGUGUUAAAAAGGUGCAAUAAUUAAAGUGAAGUGUAUUUGUGCAAAUGUUUGUGUCUACAUAUGAUGGUUUUAUGAAUCAGAUGAACAAUUGAAGAACCUGGAAGCUGUCCUGAAACUCUGAAAUGAUGCUUUGCAUAACCAUUACUAAUUUGCUGUUAAAAUGUAAACUAUUGUUUUUAAAUACUAAAACAUUUAACUAAUAAAAACUUAUUUUGUUUAGGGCUGCACCAUUUUUUGUUAAGAAUUUCAAUGUCAAAGUGUUUCUUAUUCACUAUGUCACUGGUGAUGUUUGUUUUAUUCAUCCAAUGCUGAUUUUAAUGCAAAUAAAGCCACCAUCUGUAUUUUCACUGGUGAUUUUUCUUUGUGGCAGAAUAGCAGUGGGAAAUUAGAAUUUACAUGGUCAAACUUAAAGAUAUGAUGUACUAUUUAUGUACUAUUUAACUGCUUCUAA